CGACACACGAGCGAUAAUAGUAAAUAAGCGGUUCGUGUGUGCGCGCUUGUUAUAUAGUUAUACCUUUAUAAUAAGUACAAUUACAUUUUUUUUUUGUCAACGGUUCAACAUUUGCUAAGCUAGUUUGUUUGGUUUACAUUCAAAACUAAAGUGUAUUCCUCGUAUUUUUAGUAUCCCUGUGUGGCGGCCUCUGGUGUUUGUCAUUCUCGUUUUUCGGCGCGUUUAGUUCUUAAAAGUGCGUAGGUGUGUGCAUGUGUGUGUGUGUGUCAACGCGUGUUUUUUUUGUUGUUUGCGGUUUGCUCCAGAAUUCCAAGUGCAUGCAAAAUAAUAAAACCACACAGUAAUGUUAUAUACAUAUAAAUUAAAUUGACGCCAAGAAAAUCAGCUAAAAAAGAAAUAAGAAAAACUUACAGUCAUAGGUAAAAAGAAAACACGGAGCAUUGAAACAGAAGUCAAACCAAAUAUAAUUAAAAAGAAAUCAAAUAGCAAACCAAAUAGAAGAAAAAAAAGCAGGCUGAAAAAGUCCAAAUAGAAAUAAUAAAUUAGAAAUUGUGACAAAAUAUUGUAACGAACAUAAAAAAGAGGGUAAAAUAGAAACAAAAAAAAAGAAGCGAAACGGUCUCAAUAUGAACAUAAUCAAUAAAUUCAGUAAUGCAUUCUGGAGUACGGACAUUUGGCUGCCGCCAAAUACAACAUGGGCGGAUAUUGCGCCGGGUUCGAAUCCAAAUGUGGUCUAUGCCGAUUAUCGGGAUUUAAUUUGGCCAAUUCCGUUGGCCGCUAUCAUUAUGCUGGUGCGUUACACAUUGGAGCGCUUUUGGAUAUCACCAGUCGGCAAAUCUUUGGGCAUACGUAGCUCUAGACCUAAGAAAGCGGCAAAUGUUCCUACAUUAGAGGCGGCAUAUGCCAAAUCAUCGCGUUUGGAUCACAAGUGGCUGGCUCCGCUGUCCAAACAGGCGGACAUGAGUGAACGCCAGAUUGAACGCUGGUGGCGUCUGCGUCGAGCUCAGGAUAAACCAUCGACAUUGGUGAAAUUCUGUGAGAACACCUGGCGAUGCAUCUAUUAUCUGUAUAGCUUUAUAUUCGGCGUGAUUGUGCUGUGGGAUAAGCCCUGGUUCUGGGAUGUCAAGAGCUGUUGGUAUGGUUAUCCUCAUCAGUCUGUUAGCAGUGAUGUCUGGUGGUAUUAUAUGAUAUCGAUGUCGUUUUAUUGGUCGCUAACUGGCACUCAAUUCUUUGAUGUGAAACGCAAGGAUUUCUGGCAAAUGUUUAUACAUCACAUGGUCACAUUGUUGCUAAUGUCCCUCAGUUGGGUGUGCAAUUUACAUCGCGUCGGUUCGCUCGUCCUGGUUGUUCACGAUUGUGCCGAUAUAUUCCUGGAGGCCGCCAAAUUGACCAAAUAUGCCAAUUAUCAGAAGGUCUGUGAUGCCAUAUUCGCCAUCUUCACCGUCGUUUGGAUUGUCACACGUCUGGGCUUUUAUCCUCGCAUUAUCUACAGCUCAUCUGUUGAAGCUCCACGCAUUCUGCCCAUGUUCCCAGCAUAUUACAUAUUUAAUACGCUGCUAUUGAUGCUUCUGGUGCUGCACGUGAUCUGGACUUAUAUGAUCCUCAAGAUUGUGAUCGACUCAUUGCAAAAGGGACUGAUGUCCGGCGAUAUACGCUCCAGUGAUAGUGAGGAUCUCACAGAUAGCUCAGGGAAUGUGCGUGUGGCCAAUGGAUCGACGCGCUCAAAGUCCAAGUCAGCAGGAACAGGAACAGGAUCAACAGGAGGAGGAGGAGGUGCCACCCAACGCAAGGUGAAUAAUCACACAUCUGAUGCAGCGACAGCAGCAACAAAGUAAAACACAACAACAACACAGCUGGAGGGGGAGAGGAAGAGAUAAAGAUGAAGCUGAGGAUGAGGAUGGAGAUGAGGAUGAAGAUGAGGAGCAGGAUUAAACAAACCGAGACCAGUAAAUGUGGAUUAACAACAACAACAACCAUCAACAGCGACAGCAACAGCAACAAAAA
Drosophila innubila is the source of this 2004-nucleotide messenger RNA. RefSeq names its product ceramide synthase 6. Lineage: Eukaryota; Metazoa; Arthropoda; Insecta; Diptera; Drosophilidae. The record is from RefSeq and is a predicted model, not a curated record. Gene Ontology annotation, biological process: ceramide biosynthetic process. Bases 627 to 1835 code for a protein of 402 amino acids. Gene Ontology annotation, molecular function: DNA binding; sphingosine N-acyltransferase activity. Gene Ontology annotation, cellular component: membrane. The transcript is spliced from 6 exons.